This is a messenger RNA of Pteronotus mesoamericanus, 1353 nucleotides long. It is a transcript of the gene TM2D3, whose product is annotated as TM2 domain containing 3. The coding region runs from base 7 to 765 and encodes 252 amino acids. The record is from RefSeq and is a predicted model, not a curated record. The transcript is spliced from 6 exons. Lineage: Eukaryota; Metazoa; Chordata; Mammalia; Chiroptera; Mormoopidae.
GGCAAGAUGGCGGCUGCGGCGGGCACUUUGGGUGCACUGACCCGCCUCUGCCGUGUGCUCCUCUUUCUCUCACAGUUUUAUAUCUUGUCGGGCGGUGGAUCCUUAAAUUUAGAGCAUUCGCAGCCGCUGGCUCAGUCAAUAAGGGACCCGGGCCCAACACGUACUUUCACGGUAGUUCCCAGGGCAGCAGAAAGUACCGACAUCCCACCUUACAUGAUGAAGUGUCCAAGCAACGGCUUGUGCAGCCGACUCCCUGCGGACUGUAUAGAAUGCCAGACAAACUUCUCCUGCGUCUAUGGGAAGCCUGCCACUUUUGACUGCACUGUCAAACCUUCUGUCACCUGUGUUGAUCAGGACUUCAGGUCGCAAAAGAACUUCGUCAUCAACAUGACCUGCAGGUUCUGCUGGCAGCUGCCCGAAACCGAAUACGAGUGCUCCAACUCCACCACCUGCAUGACGGUGUCCUGUCCCCGGCAGCGCUACACCGCCAACUGCACGGUGCGGGACCACGUGCACUGCCUGGGUAACCGAACGUUCCCGAAAAUGCUCUACUGCAAUUGGACCGGAGGCUAUAAGUGGUCUACUGCCCUGGCUCUGAGCAUCACGCUCGGCGGGUUCGGAGCGGACCGCUUCUACCUGGGCCAGUGGAGAGAAGGCCUCGGGAAGCUCUUCAGCUUCGGCGGCCUGGGAAUAUGGACGCUGAUAGAUGUCUUGUUGAUCGGAGUCGGCUACGUGGGCCCGGCAGACGGCUCUCUGUACAUUUAGCUGCAGCCAUGCGCUUCAGCGAGGAGCAGUGUUUAGAGAAAGCCCCUUUGCCUGUAGGAUUUGAUGUGCCGUGAAUGAUAUAUUUGUAUGUUUUUAAUGUACAGCAUCUGUACUUUGCCUGCCUUGAUGAAGGUAAAAUAAAAAAACAAAAAACACUGAAUGAUGCUAAUCUGGAAUUUGGUUUUAUUUGCCUUAAAUGUAUUUUUUUUUUCUGUGAAAAAAUUUAAACUUAAUUAAACUAGAGGCGCAAACUCUGCAGUGACUGAAAAUACAUUUCAUUCCUGUGACUUUAGUUUUACGUUGCUUAAGUCAGAGGGUCUCACUCGGGUCUUGGCCUGAACAUGACCUGGCUUGAAAGCUUCUCAGCUACGACUGCAGAAGGCGGGAAGUGUUUUUAGUCUUCGGCUAAGUAAGGUUUCCUGCCUACACUCAGUGCUCUGUGAGUUGUGCAGUGUCAUGUAUGUCGUCUGCUCUUUAUAUGUGACUGUUGAAAGUAAACUUGUAGAACUUCCAUGUCUAGUUGCUGUGGUUUGAAUUUUAUUCGCAAUAGCAAAGGUUGUAAGAAUACUGUAAAUGAAUAAAAUUGGA